Molecule: messenger RNA, 2100 nt
Organism: Alternaria atra
Lineage: Eukaryota; Fungi; Ascomycota; Dothideomycetes; Pleosporales; Pleosporaceae
Exons: 8
Coding region: 1-2100 (699 amino acids)
Source: RefSeq, a predicted model, not a curated record
AUGACGAGUCCACAACCAAGCCCGCGAGAGGAACACCCCGAGAACCCCUUUCUUAGACCCUCUCAAGAUGGCCGAAGCAUGAGGAGCCUCACUGCAGACUCCAAAAAUAGUUCAAGAAGCAUGCUACCGCUUUUGUACACCCAAGGCCUACUUGAACCACGACGAAAUGGAUAUUCGAUCAGUCUUCUAAUGACUUCGUUGUAUUCGACUCUAUGUUCAGCCCUGUUUUUCAUUGUCGCCUUAGUACAGCCCAAAUACGGCCAUGUCGUAUCGGCGCGCGGGCGCUUUUCGCCUUCCUCGGCGGCGCUAUUGACGGCUUUCAUCGCCAAGACUGUCGAGUUGUCGUUCGUGAUGGUGUUCUUGGCAUUCUUAGGACAGGUGCUGUCACGAAGAGCUAUUCAACAAAAGGGCCUCAAUUUGGCCAGCGUAGAGAUGCGGUCCUGGAUUCUUCAACCAGGUAGACUAUUCAGUCAAUGGCAUAGCGUUCGGGUUGCUGGCUUCAGCUUUCUGGGAGUACUAUCUCUAGUCACUGCUGUGCUCUCGCUACUGUAUACCACUGCUGCAGGUGCACUUGUGCAGCCCCAGCUACGCCUACCCCCAUGGGAAAAGCAAAUGAUGGCCGGCCAAGUAGACGGUGACUUCUCCAGUACUUUGAAGGCCGACAAGACUUGCCUAACUGCCUGGCCGGAUGUGGGCGACGAUCAAUGGGGCGGUAGCACAUGUCUCGCCAUGAAGUGGUCGUCGCUAUGUGGUCGCAACUUUGUCAAAUACAUGUCAGCCUGGGAUGACGCAGCGGCCGACUCGAGCCCUCCUUGGAUGUCUGAGGACUUACUGGAACGUAAGCGGAUUAGUGCGUCAUUAGACAACAACGUCACUGUUACUACUGCGUGGCUGGACCACCAUGAUGUUGCAGCUGAGUCUGAGAAGGCGGGAAGAAUAAUCAACAACAUCACCAUAGCUGUUCCUCAUCGAGGAAUUCCAGCAGCAGCUCGCAAUACCAAGAAUGACCUGCUACAGCCAGAAGAUCUCCACGACGGCGGCUCAUACUCUAUCCACGCAUCAGUCGCAAGCUUUGCAAUCAAUGCGUUGUGCGUCAAUGCUAAAGAGGAAGAACUAGCUCCAAUUAUAUACAAGAAUUGGCCCAACGCAAUUCCUAUGGAAGAAGGCUCCAAGUCUGUGAACUGGUGGCCUAUCCUGGGCUUUCCGGAGGGCACUAACACGAACAAUAAAACGGUGCUUGAUGAUAUAUUUGGUUGGAAAGACGAGACAGAAGACCAUUCGCGUGCCAGGCCAAUUUUUCUCAAGUAUCCGAAAGCAGGGAACACGAUCGCGAACCACACCCAAGUCCCUUACGAAACCGGUGAUAGACCAGAAGUCUACCUCCUCGGCAAAGCCCCUGACAACACCACCUCUGACUACUUUCUAUGCUCCAUGAAAGCUGGUAUCACCACUUCUUGCACUACACGCUACAACGCAUCCUCUGGUGGCCAAGACCUCGAAGCAGUCUGCGACGACGAAAACGGAAAGCACACCGAGGACGCCGCAAUCCAACCCCUCCGCUCCGACGGAGACAGAGCAGCCCUAGUUGGCUGGCGUGAACUAGGCUUCAACCUGCUCAACUCUUUGAGUUUGAACAACGGUGUCUUCGACGGCGACGCAUCGACAGCAAGGAUAUUCACGCAAUUACAGCUCACGGAACCCAAACUCAACAAAACACUACCGAGUCCUGCGGAGGCGCUCCUGAGUAUGACGACAUGUACAGUCUUGGACUUGACGCAGAAUUUCCCUUUCCAGCCCUUUUGGGAUACUACUGCUGGGGAGUUUGAUCAACCGCAGAUGCAAUACUUCAACGCUUCUGUACGAGUAGCACAAUACAUGUCCGGUGGUGAGAAGGAUUAUCAAAAGGCCUUGCUCGUCGUUCUCGCCCUAACACUCUUGAUUAAUAUCUUCAUCCUCAUCUACUUUGCUGUCCUCUUGCGCAUACGGCUCGUCACUGACUUAUGCGAACCCCUCGUCUUAUUCAUCCUAGGCUACCAUUCUCCUCCUUCAGAGGGCUUUUUUCGCUCCGCCACACACCUCAACAUUCUUGAGGUCAAUUGA